GUGCUAGUGUGCUGUCUUCGCUGACGUCUGUCUAAAUCAUUCCGCUUCGCUCGAUUCAGUUGCGAUAACAUUUAUUUGCUUGUCACAGAGUUUCAGUAUUCGUGAAACGAUCAAAGACUUGAUAUAUUGCGGAUAAAUUGUGCUACACAUUGGCUCAAUAAAUCAGAAAGUUUACUCUUCGCGAGAAUUCUAAGGCUCACCCUUUCGCAACUAUAACAUAGAGAGGAUUGGAAAUCAUCUGAAAAUUAUCCGGAGCAGUUUGUUGCAACUCGCCGGGAAUGUUCUUACAUUCUACGUUGAAAAAUGGAACCGACAACCGACUCGUCCCUUUUUUUCGCCAGUUGCAGUUCCAAUUGCACGGACUAUGAUUAUGAACAUUCAGAAAUCAGGACACAAUCCGAGAAGAAAAAACGUGUGAAAAGAUCUCCCGUGCCGAAGCCUUCCUUUACAUUUUUGCCAAAUAUGAAAAAUACGAAAUCACUUAAAACCAACAAAGCUUCAUCAAAGAAAACCCAAAAGGCAAAACCUGAAAACGAACUCUUGAAGGAUUACUGCCCAUAUUCUUCCGACAAUUGUUGUUGCAGUUCAGGUUGCACGGAUUGCGACUACGGACUCUAUACGUAUACAACUAAAAACAAGAGCAAGCUGAAAAAUAAAGACAAGAGAUUCUAUAUAAAGCCUUCGAGUAGUUUCAGACCUUUGUUGUCCGAGAAAAGUCGAAGAACUGCAAAACCAUUUAGCGCUAUAAAUAUAUUAAGGAACAAAAAGACAAAACUUCUCAAAAAAAAAGCCUUGGAAAGCAGCUACCCCGAAUCUUCCGGCAGUUGUAAUCGCCAGUCAAACUAUAUAAAACAUAACUUCAAACUACAAACAACUAAAGACCAAAAAUCAAAAACCAAAAAGAAGACGUCAACGAGGAAUUUGAAAAAACUAAAAACAACGAAAAUUGUGAAAACUCUGAAAUUGCGCAAGAAUAAGAAAGUUUCAAAGAACGCAGCUACAAAAGUUUCUGCAAAAACCGUUAUGAAACAUUGGUUUACUGAUUCAUCUAAUAACUAUGAGUGCAAUUCGGAUUAUACAGACUGCGAAAAGCGCAUAAUUAUAAAGAGAAAAAAGUUGAAAAGCAGAUCCAGAGGAGUGAAAACUUCAACAAAACCGAAAACGUCGGAACUGUCUUCAGUAAUCGGUGAAGGUAAUGAUGAAAGUUAGAAAUGAAAAGAAUUCGAAGCAAACAGCAGAAGUAUGUUCUGAAAAACGUAUAUCGUCACGGUCCUAUUAUUCUGAAAGUGAUUCUUACUGCACUGGUGAAGAUUGCUACUAACAAGUGCAAAACUAUCCGUCAAUCAUGUCGUAUGAAAACUCAACUGCAGAAUUUUACUGAAACUUUAAAUAACACGCUAAUCAAACAACAA
Trachymyrmex cornetzi is the source of this 1412-nucleotide messenger RNA. RefSeq lists its product as uncharacterized. The transcript has 6 exons. NCBI's taxonomy places the organism in Eukaryota, Metazoa, Arthropoda, Insecta, Hymenoptera, Formicidae. Bases 304 to 1209 code for a protein of 301 amino acids. The record is from RefSeq and is a predicted model, not a curated record.